This is a messenger RNA of Teleopsis dalmanni, 619 nucleotides long. It is a transcript of the gene RpS19a, whose product is annotated as 40S ribosomal protein S19a. Gene Ontology annotation, molecular function: RNA binding; structural constituent of ribosome. The record is from RefSeq and is a predicted model, not a curated record. Lineage: Eukaryota; Metazoa; Arthropoda; Insecta; Diptera; Diopsidae. Gene Ontology annotation, biological process: ribosomal small subunit assembly; translation. Bases 109 to 579 code for a protein of 156 amino acids. Gene Ontology annotation, cellular component: ribosome; cytosolic small ribosomal subunit. The transcript is spliced from 3 exons.
UAACAAAGUGUCAAAAUGUAUUUGCGAUACGUUGGCAGCUAACUUCAUAGCACACAUCUCUUCUUCCGGUUCUUUUUAACAAGCAAGGUAGUGAAUGUGAAUACUAUUAUGCCUGGUGUCACAGUAAAGGAUAUUGAUCAACACUCUGUCACCAAAGCUGUUGCUGUAUUUUUGAAAAAGACUGGUAAAUUAAAAGUUCCAGAUCAGAUGGAUAUUAUAAAGACAGCUAAAUAUAAGGAGUUAGCACCAUAUGAUCCUGAUUGGUUUUACAUUCGUUGUGCAUCUAUCUUACGACAUCUAUACCAUCGUAGCCCUGCUGGCGUUGGUUCGAUAACCAAAAUAUAUGGUGGACGUAAACGCAAUGGUGUUCAUCCCUCCCAUUUCUGCCGAGCUGCAGAUGGUGCUGCUCGUAAAGCUUUGCAAUCUUUGGAGGCUGCUCGAUUGAUUGAAAAACAUCCAGAUGGCGGUCGAAAACUGACUUCAAUUGGACAACGCGAUUUGGAUCGUAUUGCUAAUCAAAUUGUUGCAAAACAAAGAGAAUCGGCAAAACAGACUGGGCCAAUUGUUAUUUCAAAAUAAACAUGUUUAUCACGAAUAAAAUAAACAUUUUUAAAAACUA